GCAGUGCCUAUAAGUCAGGAGCAGCCUGAGAGCAUUUACCUGCAUAGCACCAAGUGCAGAAAGAAUGGCAUCUUCUGACCUAAGAGAAGAACUUAAUUGUUCCAUCUGCCUGAAUAUUUACGCUGAUCCAGUUACACUUAAAUGUGGGCACAAUUUCUGCCUGGCAUGUAUCAAAAGUGUGUUGACCACACAGAAGGGGUCCGGAGCAUAUUCUUGCCCAGAAUGCAGAGCAGAGUUUCGGGAGCACCUGGCACUGCAGAGGAACAUAAAACUGAGCAACAUAGCAGAGCGAUUCCGUUCAACUCGUUCUAUACCACGCAAAAAGACUGGAAUCUUCUGUACAUACUGCAUUCACAGCCCAGCGCCUGCUGCCAAGUCUUGUCUACUCUGUGAGGCAUAUCUGUGUGAUAACCACGUCAUGGUCCAUAGUAAGUCUCCAGAACAUAUUCUUACUGACCCCACAACCUCAUUCUGCAAUCGAAAAUGCUCGGUACACAAAGAGCUCUUAAAGUAUUAUUGCCCUGAAGAUGCUGUUUGUAUUUGUGUCUCCUGCUGUGUGUUAGGGGAACACAGGGGUCACCAGGUGGAGCUCCUUAAUGAGGCCACUGAGAAAAAGAAAAAAAGAUUAAGAAAUAUUAUGGAAAAUUUAACCUCAAAACAAGAGGAGGCCCACAAAAGAGUGCAGAACCUGCAGGAACACAGAAGAGAUGUGCAAGACAAAGCUGCUGCUGUAUCAGACCAAGUCACAGCUUUUUUUAGGGACAUCAGGGAACAGCUGGAAGUACUAGAGAAGCAGGUAUUGUGUGAGAUCUCCAGGCAGGAGGAACAAGUUUUACUUCACAUCUCUGAUGUCAUUCAGCAGCUGGAAAUAAAGAAGGAGGAGCUGUCUGGAAAGAUGCACCACAUUGAAAUGCUAUGCAACAUGACUGAUCCACUAACUGUCCUACAGGGGCGAGAGUCAGAUUAUAAUGAGCACAAAAGUCACAAGGACAGAGAAAGAGACAACAAAGAAAUGGCCGCAGUAGGAGAUCUGGAUGAUGUGUUGAUCUCACUGACCCUACACAAGGCCUUGGCUGAUAUUAUAUCUGAUGCGGAAAGAAAGAGAGGGCUUUUCAUCCCAGAGGCCAGAGACAUCCUACUAGAUAUGAACACAGCUCAUAAUAAUGUUGCUAUAUCCAGUGAUCUGAAAAGUCUCUCAAGGUCAGAUAGGAAGCAAAGCCACCUACCAAUGCGGGGCAGAUUUAAAUUCUAUUUCCAGAUCCUAAGCAUCAGGUCGUUCUCUUCUGGGCAGUGUUACUGGGAAGUGGAGAUGAGUCAGACUGGUGGCUGGAAGAUCGGAAUGGCCUUUCCCAGUAUAGAAAAGAAAGGAGACCAGUCCUGGUUGGGAAACAACAAAAAGUCAUGGUGUCUGUACAAAUACAAUAAAGAGUUUUCAGUGAUACAUGACUCAAACAUAAACCCCUUAACCAUUGAGUCCCACUGCCAGAGAAUUGGGAUAUUCCUCGACUAUGAGGCAGGGCGCUUGUCAUUUUAUGAGCUUACUGAGCCAAUCAGACAUCUCCACACCUUCACCUCUACCUUCACUGAGCCCCUUUAUGCUGCCUUCUAUGUACGAGACAGUGGUUGGGUUAGAAUUAGAAGUUAAUCAUACUUUCUCAUAUGACUGUAGAGAAGUGAUACCUAUUCUGUUGGAUCAUGAUCUAUCAUUAGAUAUAUAGCUGGUGUCUAGAAGACCACAGCAGAUGAGAUUUGGUCCACAAGCAUCUCCCUCAGUUUAUUCUGCUGGAUGCUUGUGCCUGAAGUAAUGGGUGCUGUGUAUUGAAUUAGCUCUUUUAUAUAAUGAUUAUUGUUACUCUUCAUCAGUAUCGUUUUGGCCAGUAAAAAUUAUAGUGUCUGGAAAGACACAUAUCUCAUGCUGCUAACAUAUGGGAAAGCCUCUGGCUGAAAUGGAUGCCAAUAUAAUAGUCUAGGGUAGUCUCUAUGUCCUACAGGUUUACCCAUACAUUGACCUACAUACUGUAUGUGGGUUAGGGUGGAUUUUAAGCCACAAUUCAGAUAGAUAAAUGCCUUUGGCCUGAAGUAAGGGCCUGCUGUGUUAUCUCUUGAGGAUUUGUGUCCGGGUCACUAAAAUGGCAAAGGCCUCUAGAUAUUUCAGGUGCUUGUUAGUACCAACAGGUUGGAGUUAAGAGCAGGUUAGAGUUAAGAGCAGGUGGUACAUUUACCCAUUCAUCCUUUCUUUGGUUAUUUAUUAAGGAGAAGGAAAGGCUAAAACUGAGUAAGUUUUAUCAGAAAGGUCUAUAUAAAUACACCAGUAAACCCUUAAACUCCUCUGUCAAAAGAAACACAACAUUGAUUCCCUUCUAUUGUGUAUACAUGGACUUCUGUAUCAGACUUCCUCUUUUCAGCAUAAACCUCCAGGGUUAAGGCUUGAACAUGCUCAGUUUGCUCCUCUCUCCCUUUUCCCCCUCCCUCCUCCCCUCCCUUCUGUAAUCUGAGCCCAGAGCUAUGAGUGAGCAGGGAGAGACUCAGGCAGGAAGUGAUGUCACACCAAGCUAAUACUACAGCUGCUAUGCUAAACAAAUAGAGAGAGCUUCGAGAGUUGUUUACUCAAGUAUGGUAAAACAUUCUGCAGAAUAAAUAUAGUGGUAUAGCUUGCACUAUUGUGGCUAAUCUGUUGACAAUAAACUACUUUGGUAGCUUUCCUUCUCCUUUAAGCUCCAAACUGUUAUGCAUCUCUGAACAAUGGAUCAGGGCAAUUCUCUCUCUCUCAAAGCUGUGUGCUCAUAUAGAGAGCAUUGGACCAGGGGAGAAUACCAACAGGAAAAAUAAUAUGCAAAAACCAAACACAAGGACUGAGGGGCACAGCCCAUAAGAGCUUACAAGCUUGUAAUCACCCAGCUCAAGCACAGAAGAGCCUUGCCCAUGAGAGCUUACAAGCUUGUUAUCUCUUGGAUAUCUGUGGCUGCAUCUCUAACCAGUGAACAACCCAUAGAUGAAGAAAUCUCACUCACUCCUGCACUGUUAUGACAUUGCAGAGAAAUGACUAUUGAGUGAGAACCAUAAUCUUUUUUGUGCUUUCCUUGUUCCAUGUUAAAUGCUAGUUGGAGCAAUAAUGAGUAGGAAUAUUACAUGUCAUUGUAAAGGUCAUCUGGGGGCAAAUAUCAUUGUUUAUCCUUUUCUGCAUUUAAUGAAACAAAGAGUAAAACUCUCUAUGCCAUGGUCUUUCAUUUGGUUGUACAUAAUGGGCUCCCAUUGGCUCAUCUGAUUAUUGAUUCCUACUCUUUGGGGGUCAUUUGUCUAUACUUGCCUUUUUCCCAUAGACCCCUGGGUGUCUCAGGAAAUCUAUUUUAUUUUUUAUUUUUUCAAUUCUUUUUUAUUGGUUUUAACAAUAAACAAGCUUGUUAUUUUACCAAAAAAAUGUAUUGCAGUUUGCAGAAAAUGUAGAUAUUUAGUAAUACAGUGAAAUUAAACAAGUUAGUUUAAAAGAUAUACAAGAUGUAGCACAAAUAUAUCUAUCUAAACCAAACUUUCUGUGGUUGACACCAAAUCAUAAGGAUGAAAUCUUGAAGACAACUAAACCUUCUUGCGAAUGGGUUGACAUUUUAGCAUGUAUAGCAGAACAUCACCCCACAGCAUCCAUACACUAAAAUAAAUGUUCUCUUCUUAACA
Messenger RNA from Xenopus laevis (African clawed frog), 3669 nucleotides. RefSeq names its product MGC79670 protein L homeolog. Gene Ontology annotation, cellular component: cytoplasm. Gene Ontology annotation, molecular function: zinc ion binding. Gene Ontology annotation, biological process: antiviral innate immune response. The record is from RefSeq and is marked predicted. Lineage: Eukaryota; Metazoa; Chordata; Amphibia; Anura; Pipidae.